This is a messenger RNA of Emys orbicularis (European pond turtle), 3033 nucleotides long. It is a transcript of the gene DSTYK, whose product is annotated as dual serine/threonine and tyrosine protein kinase. Gene Ontology annotation, cellular component: cytoplasm. NCBI's taxonomy places the organism in Eukaryota, Metazoa, Chordata, Testudines, Emydidae. Gene Ontology annotation, biological process: positive regulation of ERK1 and ERK2 cascade; cellular response to fibroblast growth factor stimulus; negative regulation of apoptotic process. Gene Ontology annotation, molecular function: protein kinase activity; ATP binding. The record is from RefSeq and is a predicted model, not a curated record.
AUGGUGCACUGCGGCUCGGGGGUCCUCCUCGCCGCCUCCCCAUUCCCUCCGCGGCGCCCGGAUAAAGGUUCCGCUCCGUGCGCAGUGCGGCUCGGCUCGGCGCUGCCAGUGAAGAAGGUGGUGGGGCCCGGCCGCGGGGCGCUGUUCCCUCGCGGAGAAGGAGGCCGAGGCUGCAGCCUGGCAGCGGCGGAGUCUCCGCCGGGGUGGGGCUGGGAUAGCGGAACAGACCUGGAGGACAUGGACGGCGGAGGAGCCCCCUCGACUAGGGGCCACGGCAGCGGGGGCGGAGUGAUCCGCGAGCUGUGCCGCGGCUUCGGCCACUACAACCGGCACCUGGCGCGGCUGCAGCACAACCUACGGGAGACCAAGAAGUUCUUCCGCGAUAUCAAGUACUCCCAGGGGCAGCCCUUCCCCAUCGUGGUCGUCCCCUCCGGGUCCGGGGAGCCGCCGCCGGCCGUCCUCCCCACGCCCGGCUCUAGGGACAGCGCCCCCAGCGGCAGCGUGUUGCAGCCCGGACAAUUGAUUUCCUUAUCCUUCCCCCACUAUGAAGAGGAGUACCUCCAGCUGACAGUGAACUGGCACCCAUGCCUUCUAAUCCUUGGUCAGAACUGCAAUGCCAAAUGCCAAUUACUAAACAUGCUUUUGGGUGAGAAGCUGCUACCCACCACCAAAAUAAGCAGCGAGGAGAACUGUAAGAGGCGGCGGAUCCGCUUCACACAUGGGACACAAACACGGAUUAGUCUGGCGCUGCCCGGGCAGUAUGAACUAGUGCAUAUGUUGGCAGCCCAUCAAGGGCAAUGGGACACAAUACCAGAGGAGGACUUGGAAAUCCAUGGGGACAAUGAGGAUCCAGCACACCAGAUAGCAGAGCUGGAGGUGACGCUGCCUUACUUGCUACUAAAGGAGGUGGACAUUGUGGUAGCCCCAUGUCGGGGAUUCCAGUCUACUGAGGUCACCUUGGGAGAGUACGUGAACCAUGUCUUGCCUGUCGUCACCUUUGCCAUCAGUGAGGCUAAACUGUCAGCAUCUGAUGAAAACGAACUGCGGGAAAUCCAAGAGAAAUUCUCUUUGCCUGUUUUCUUUUGCAAAGUGCCGGAGUCAGAGGCUGAACUGAUCUCUCCCAAAAAGGCUGAGAAUGAGAAGUCAUCCCUCUACUGUCAGCUGAUGGACCUAGACUACCUGAGUACCAACCACUGCAGCUGUGGGGCCCCUAGUUCUGAUGCCAAAGCCCAGAGCAUGCUGGUGGAGCAAUUGGAGAAAUUCCGUCUCCUGAGCACUUUCUCCAGGCAGGUGCUGCAGAAGCACCUGGUGGAUGUAGCUACCAUCCUGAACAUGGUGCACUGCCGCUGCCUGGACAUCUUCAUCAACCAGGCUUUUGACAUGCAACGAGAUUUGCAGAUCACCCCAAAACGGCUGGAGUACACGCGCAAGAAGGAGAAUGAGCUCUACGAGUCUCUGAUGGGUAUUGCCAAUCGCAAGCAGGAGGAGAUGAAGGACAUGAUCAUAGAGACUCUCAACAACAUGAAAGAGGAGCUGCUGGAAGAUGCUGCUAACAUGGAAUUCAAAGACAUCAUAAUUCCUGAGAAUGGGGAACCUGUGAGUACCAAGGACAUUAAAUGUUGUAUUAAGCAAAUCCAGGAACUGAUCAUUUCUCGGUUAAACCAAGCGGUUGCCAACAAAUUGAUAAGCUCCGUAGACUACCUGCGUGAAAGCUUUGUGGGGACGCUGGAGAGAUGCCUGAGGAGUCUGGAGAAGUCUCAGGAUGUUUCAGUACAUAUCACAAGCAAUUAUCUCAAACAGAUACUAAAUGCAGCCUAUCACGUUGAAGUCACUUUUCACUCAGGCUCAUCAGUAACCAGAAUGCUGUGGGAACAGAUCAAACAGAUAAUUCAGCGGAUUACCUGGGUCAGCCCACCUGCUAUCACCAUGGAGUGGAAGCGGAAAGUAGCUCAGGAUGCUAUUGAGAGCCUCAGUGCCUCCAAGCUGGCGAAGAGCAUCUGCAGCCAAUUCCGGACCAGGCUAAACAGCUCUCAUGAGGCUUUUGCAGCCUCUCUGCGACAGCUAGAGGCUGGCCAUUCAGGCAGGUUGGAGAAAACGGAAGACCUUUGGCUGAAGGUGCGGAAAGACCAUGCCCCUCGGCUAGCCCGCCUCUCGCUGGAGAGCAGGUCUCUGCAGGAUGUGUUGUUAUACGGUAAACCGAAGCUAGGCCGUGAGCUGGGCCGAGGGCAGUAUGGAGUGGUGUACUUGUGUGAUAGUUGGGGGGGCCAUUUCCCAUGUGCACUCAAAUCAGUCGUCCCUCCAGACGAGAAGCACUGGAAUGACCUUGCACUUGAGUUUCACUAUAUGAGGUCUUUACCAAAGCAUGAGCGACUAGUAGAUCUCCAUGGCUCCGUGAUAGAUUACGGCUAUGGGGGAGGUUCCAGCAUUGCUGUCCUACUGAUAAUGGAACGGUUGCACAGAGAUCUCUAUACAGGACUAAGGGCUGGGCUGAUACUGGAGACACGAUUGCAGAUUGCUCUGGAUGUAGUUGAAGGGAUCCGGUUUCUGCACAGUCAGGGGCUUGUUCAUCGGGACAUCAAACUUAAAAAUGUAUUGCUUGACAAAAAGAAUCGUGCCAAAAUCACGGACCUGGGAUUCUGCAAGCCUGAGGCCAUGAUGUCUGGCAGUAUUGUUGGGACACCCAUCCAUAUGGCUCCUGAGCUCUUUACAGGGAAAUAUGAUAACUCGGUGGAUGUUUAUGCAUUUGGUAUCCUGUUCUGGUACAUCUGUUCAGGACAUGUGAAGUUACCAGAGGCCUUUGAGAGGUGUGCAAGCAAAGACCACCUUUGGAACAAUGUUAGAAGAGGAGUACGCCCAGAGCGCCUCCCUGCAUUUGAUGAGGAAUGCUGGCAGCUGAUGGAAGCUUGCUGGGAUGGAGACCCUUCCCAGCGUCCCCUCCUGGGCAUUGUCCAGCCCAUGCUGCAGCGGAUCAUGGACAGACUCUGCAAGUCAAGCUCUGAACAGUCAAACAAAGGGUUAGAUGAUUCUACUUGA